Messenger RNA from Colossoma macropomum (tambaqui), 2575 nucleotides. RefSeq names its product angiotensin I converting enzyme 2 (gene ace2). The record is from RefSeq and is a predicted model, not a curated record. Gene Ontology annotation, biological process: proteolysis. Gene Ontology annotation, cellular component: plasma membrane. Bases 102 to 2531 code for a protein of 809 amino acids. The transcript has 18 exons. Gene Ontology annotation, molecular function: peptidyl-dipeptidase activity; metallopeptidase activity. NCBI's taxonomy places the organism in Eukaryota, Metazoa, Chordata, Actinopteri, Characiformes, Serrasalmidae.
GGGGACACACCCUUAUUUAUAGUUCUGUUCAAAAGGUACAGCCGAGAAAGCCCUUGAUAAGGUAGUGAAUCAGCAAAGCAACACUGUCAGUGCUGCAGAACAUGGUGGGUAGUAGGAUGUCUGGACGCUUUCUCUUGAUUUUGGCCUUGGCCUCCACGGCCUGGGCUCAGACGCUUGAGGAGAGAGCCAGAGAGUUCCUGCAGAAAUUUGACGAGGAUGCGUCCCGACUCAUGUACCAGUAUUCCUUGGCCUCCUGGGAGUACAACACCAACAUCACGGCAGAGAACUCGGCCAAACUGUCGGAACAGAGCGCUAUCUGGAGUGAAUACUACAGUAAAGUGUCCGAGGAAUCCAGUGCUUUCCCUAUCGAUCAAAUCUCUGAUCCAUUGAUUCAGCUCCAGCUGAGGUCACUUCAAGACAAAGGGUCAGGGGCAUUGUCACCUGACAAGGCCAGUCAUCUAGCCAAAGUCAUGAAUGAGAUGAGCACUAUUUACAGCACAGGAACUGUCUGUAAAAUUGACGACCCCUUCGACUGUCAGACUUUGGAACCAGGCUUGGAAGAGAUCAUGGCUAACAGCAGGGACUACUACGAACGACUGCAUGUGUGGGAGGGCUGGAGGGUUCAAGUGGGGAAGAAAAUGAGGUGGCUAUAUGAAGAUUACGUGGACCUGAAGAACGAAGCAGCCAAACUCAAUAAUUAUAAAGACUAUGGGGACUACUGGAGAGCCAAUUAUGAGACAAUAGACGAGCCCAUUUAUAGCUACACCCGGGAUGAACUGAUGACAGAUGUGAGAAGCAUAUACCACGAGAUCAUGCCGUUGUACAAAGAGCUUCAUGCUUACGUGAGGGCCAAACUGCAAGAAACCUAUCCCGGGCACAUUGCUUCUAAUGGAGGCCUUCCAGCCCAUUUACUAGGUGAUAUGUGGGGAAGGUUUUGGACCAACCUUUACUCAUUAUCUAUCCCUUAUCCAGACAAGCCUGAUAUCGAUGUGAGCUCAGCAAUGGUAGCACAGGGCUGGAAAGAACUGCAACUGUUCGAAGAAGCAGAGAAGUUCUUUGUGUCUGUGAACAUGUCAGCCAUGUUUCCCAACUUCUGGACUAACUCAAUGUUCGUGAAACCUGAGGGGAGAAAUGUGGUGUGUCACCCUACAGCAUGGGACAUGGGAAACCGAGAGGACUUCAGAAUCAAGAUGUGCACCAAGAUAAACAUGGACGAUUUCUUGACUGCCCACCAUGAAAUGGGGCAUAACCAGUACCAGAUGGCCUAUCGCCACCUGCCCUAUCUGCUGCGGGAUGGAGCCAAUGAGGGCUUUCACGAGGCAGUGGGGGAGAUUAUGUCUCUGUCAGCUGCUACCCCAUCUCACCUGCAGGCCCUGGGCCUCCUGCCCGCUGACUUCAAAGAGGACAUAGAGACGGAUAUUAAUUUCCUGCUGAAGCAGGCUCUAACUAUUGUGGCGACUCUGCCCUUCACCUACAUGCUGGAGGAGUGGAGGUGGCAGGUAUUCCAGGGUACCAUCCCCAAAGAGCAGUGGAUGCUCCGCUGGUGGGAGAUGAAGAGAGAACUGGUAGGUGUGGUGGAGCCUUUACCCAGAGAUGAGACGUAUUGUGACCCUCCUGCCCUUUUCCAUGUGUCUGGGGACUAUUCUUUUAUCAGAUACUUUACAAGGACAAUAUACCAGUUCCAGUUUCAGGAUGCGCUCUGCAAGGAGGCUGGCCACACUGGCCCACUCUACAAGUGCGACAUCACCAACUCCACCGAAGCAGGCAACAAACUCAGGCAGAUGCUUGAGCUGGGUCGGUCAAAAUCUUGGACGCGUGCUUUGGAGCAGGUCUCCGGGCAAACCAAGAUGGAUGCCCAGCCUCUGCUGAGCUACUUCAGUACUCUGUACACCUGGCUCAAGGAUGAAAAUCAGAAGAACAACAGGCAGCCAGGAUGGAGUGUGGCUGUUGAUCCAUACUCCAAUGAUGCCAUUAAAGUGCGACUGAGUCUAAAAGCUGCCAUGGGGGAAAAGGCAUACACUUGGAACGAAAAUGAGAUGUACCUCUUCAAAGCCUCCAUGGCCUAUGCCAUGCGACAGUACUAUUUAGAAACGAAGGGAGAAGAAGUCAAUUUCAUGUCAGAGUAUAUCUACACAUAUAAAGAAACCCCAAGGAUCUCCUUUUACUUUGUGGUGACUGAUCCUACCAAUGCAAGCAGCAUCAUUCCUAAAGCUGAAGUGGAGGCAGCUAUCUGGAUGUCCAGAGGACGCCUUAAUGGAAUUUUCCAGCUGAGUGACGACACAUUCGAGUUUGAAGGUCUGCGGGCCACCUUGGCUCCCCCUGCUGAGCAGCCAGUCACCAUUUGGCUGGUUGUGUUUGGAGUGGUGAUGGCCUUGGUGGUGUGUGUGGGAAUUUACCUUGUUGUCAUGGGGGCAGUGAAUAGAAAGAGGCAAGCCAAGAAACUUGAGGAGCCUGAAAACCCGUAUGAUGAACCGUCUGACGGAAUACCAAACAAAGCCUUUGAGAGUGAAAGUGAGCAAACAGGAUUUUAAAGAACUGAUCAGAAACAGACUACAAACCCUCCCACCACAAAAAA